Papaver somniferum (opium poppy) is the source of this 1740-nucleotide messenger RNA. Its product is annotated as bZIP transcription factor 27-like. The transcript is spliced from 3 exons. Bases 466 to 1389 code for a protein of 307 amino acids. Gene Ontology annotation, biological process: positive regulation of DNA-templated transcription. Gene Ontology annotation, cellular component: nucleus. Gene Ontology annotation, molecular function: DNA-binding transcription factor activity. NCBI's taxonomy places the organism in Eukaryota, Viridiplantae, Streptophyta, Magnoliopsida, Ranunculales, Papaveraceae. The record is from RefSeq and is a predicted model, not a curated record.
AAAAUGAAUUCUUCAUGAAUAUUUAUAGAAGUAUUAUUAGUCUCAUAAUUUCUUCCACAUAAAAAACCACUCCUUUUCUAGUAUCAUCUUGAUUCUUGACAUCUUCCAAUCCCGUGGGUGCAGCAUUUAUCCAGUGUGCAUUAAAGGAAAAAAUGUUCAUUUUGAAAACCACAAGUUAUUCCUAAUUGGACAAAACCAAAAAACACCUUAUUUCCAAUUGGACAUACACAUCAUCUCCUCUCUGUUCACUUACCCAGUCUCUCUACAAAGAAAAAAGAGAAGCCUCUUUCUGAAAUCUUCCAUUUAUGUCACAAUCAGAUUCAGAAUCCUCAUCUCACUAUAUAUAACAACUAAAACCCCAACCCACCUUUGUUCUGUUCCUUGGUUAGACUCUUUUAUUCACAGUUAGCUUUUGUUUGAGUUGUAGUUGAUUUUCUUUCUUUGUUUCAAGUCUUUAUUUUUACUAUGAUGUGGUCAUCAAGAGUGGAUGACCAUGGCAAUAGAGUUUCAUCUUCAUCAUCAGCAAAGUCUUUAUCUUCUUCAUCUCCAUCUUCAUCACAUUCAUCAAUCUUAAGAAACCCAAGAAGAAAAACCAUGGAAGAAGUUUGGAAUAAUAUCAAUCUUACUUGUAUUCAUCAUAAGAAUACUAACACUUCCUCCUCUCCCAUUAGAGUGGAAGAUUCAAGUAUUCCAUUACCCAAACCCAAAGCUACUUCACAAACUUUUCCUGUCAUCAGCAAUCUCCAAGAGUUUUUAGCUAGACCGUUUAACAAAGACUCUCAAAGUCAUCAGAAACAACAACCAAAAACAGGUGCCCAGCUGAUUUCAAGAUUUUCAACUGGUCAGGUUCAUCCUCCUCCUCCACCACCACCACCAUCACCACCAGUACCGGUAGCACAACCACAACCACAACCGCUCCCACCAACCAUUAAUCUGAAUUCAGCCUGUGAUCAGCAAUUUCCAUACCUGGAUGAUAACAGUGAUGAGCACCCACUUCGUCCGAACCCAAGAUUGAAUCACAACAAUCUUAGUUUUAUCGAUUCACCUUCUUUUGUUUCAGCUUUGAAUACAUCCCAUCCAUUUGAUCAAGCAUUUGGGAAUUCAACUCUCCCUAAUAACAAGAGAAGAGCUUCUGAUGAAACUGAUGAUAACAACAUCAACUGUACUGGGGAUCGUAGGCAUAAGAGAAUGAUCAAGAACAGAGAGUCUGCUGCCCGUUCUAGAGCUCGGAAACAGGCUUAUACAAAUGAGCUGGAGCUUGAAGUUGCAAAUCUCAUGGAAGAAAAUGCUAUGCUCCGGAAACAGCAACAGCAGUUAUAUCUAGCAGCAGCAGCACACCAACUUCCAAAAAAGACUACGCUUCAAAGAACAUCAACUGCCCCAUUUUGAGAGCAAGCAUGCAGUACUAGCUUGAUCAGCAGCAGCAGCGGCAUCACUUUAAAUUUUCUCCGCAUCACUCCUCCAUAUGUACAGGAUCAGGACCACAUCUUCUACCAUGCAGUCUAGAUUGUAGUGAAUAGUCUUCCGGAAAGAGAUAUAACCAAAAAGAAACAGUAUCCGUUUUGUUGCUUUGUGAGAAGGAAAGGUCAUUUCCAUGUUGUUUUAAAAUCUCCCUAGUACUGUUCUUUAAUUUUCAUUUCGGUUAUUGUUAUAUAUAUUUUGCUUAGGAUUUUAGUUUACUAAUUCUAUGCGUGUAAUUUGAUAGCUUAUAUAAAGUUGGCUUAGAUCCUAUUUUUUGUG